CAGGAAAAUAGGUAUUAACACAUCAUUUUAUCUCUUAUCUCAGAUGUAUAUUUAAAAAUAUUUGAAAAAAAUCGACAAUAGCAUCUGCCACUGUAUUCACCAUAAAAAUGUUACUGCUGCUCACAGUGCUCUUAAGCAGUGUUGCAACUAGUUUUGCUACGCCAGUGCAAGACUUACGUCUAGACAACACCGCUUCUGUUGACCUAACCGCUGUAGCAUGUGAAAUCAACCCUUUCGCCACCACACCAGCCCCACUUCUGGUAAGAAACAGCAAUUUCGUGUAUCCUUCUGGAGCAGGUCGGAGCACCAUCACUUUCGCUGCUGGAGAAACUAUAGAUUUUGCUUGUCCUGGUGGUAGAUUGGUUUUGGAUGGCGCUAGUACCACUUUACAGGUGGCCACCGCCUCCUGUGUCAGCGGUACCAGGUUUAUCGUGAACAAUGCCAGGUACCUUUGGAAUCAAGUGAGGUGCUCAGCCAAUCCAGUAUCUAGCUCAAGAUAUACAGGGAGGACAUGUGAGGCCGGUGGGAGGGAGGCAGAAAUCGGUUUUGCUAUAACCACCUCGAGGUUUGCAAGGACAAUGCUGAUUUGCUUUGAUGCAGCAAGGCAAACUACUAUUUACUCUUAUUAUGACUUGAUUCCUGCCAUUAAUCAGCAAAUAACAGGUACUCCACGUCCAAGUUGGACUCAGGGUUCAGGCAUGUUCACUCUAAACAACGUUAACACCUUGUACACUACUGCCACUCAGAGAGUGACCAUCAAUGGUUUGCUUGGGUUAUCAUCAACCAGCACCACGGUCAUCCAGAACAACAACUACUUCUUAUCCAGGGGUCACCUGACUGCCCGUAGUGAUUUCUUUUACGCAGCGCAACAAAACAGCACUUUCCACUUUCUGAACGCGCUGCCUCAAUGGCAAACCUUCAACGGAUUCAACUGGGACCAAGCCGAGAAGGACGUGCAAGACUAUGCCGAGAGAAACAAUGCUCAGCUGCAAGUCUGGACUGGUGGAUUUAACAUGACCACUUUGCCUCACUCACGUACCGGAGUAGAAACUGAACUUUACCUGUCCGUGAGUGGAUCUCAGAGACUUCUUCCAGUUCCAGAUCUUUUCUGGAAGGUUGUUUAUAACCCGACGACUAAAAGAGGAGUCGCCCUCAUUGGUGUUAACAAUCCUUACAAGACAGCCAAUCAGAUCAACAGGUUCUGUGAUGAUCGAUCGGACUUGCUCACAUGGUUGAACUGGAGGAAAAAUGACCAGGCCAGAGGGAUUUCUUGGGCGUGUACUGUGCCAGCCUUCCGGAGAAUCGUUAACAGUUUUCCUAAUGUAGAAAUUAGUGGCCUUUUGUUUUAGUUUGAGCAUUAUUCAAUAAAGGCUUCGUAUGUAUAAGAUAUGAA
Messenger RNA from Anthonomus grandis grandis, 1393 nucleotides. RefSeq lists its product as uncharacterized. The transcript is spliced from 4 exons. Gene Ontology annotation, biological process: apoptotic DNA fragmentation. Bases 108 to 1349 code for a protein of 413 amino acids. Gene Ontology annotation, molecular function: RNA endonuclease activity; single-stranded DNA endonuclease activity; metal ion binding. Gene Ontology annotation, cellular component: nucleus; mitochondrial inner membrane. The record is from RefSeq and is a predicted model, not a curated record. Lineage: Eukaryota; Metazoa; Arthropoda; Insecta; Coleoptera; Curculionidae.